Blepharisma stoltei is the source of this 770-nucleotide messenger RNA. The record is from the annotation of a GenBank genome assembly. NCBI's taxonomy places the organism in Eukaryota, Ciliophora, Heterotrichea, Heterotrichida, Blepharismidae.
AUGAAAGAAAGAAAAUUUUCUAGACAAAAUUUAUCCGAUACAUCAAUUUUAAGCGUCGCAAAGUCCCUUAUAGAAGAAAUCCAAAACAAUAAAAAUUCUCCUCAAGCUCUAUUGAAAGAGCAAUAUUUUAUUCCUUUUAUUAAUGAACGAGAUGGCUGUGGGAGGUUACGAAAAUUCUUAGAUCCUCCUCCAAAAAGGGAAAGGCCACCAAUAAAGCCUAUAAUCUUUCUAAGAUUUCAUUAGCUUUCGUCCAGCCAAUUAUUCUCUUUUUUAAUCUAUAUUUUAUAUACUUUCUUAUAGUUAUUUAUCAGAAAUUCUAUACAAACACAAAUCAAUCUCAAAUAUUCAGCCGCAAAAAACUGAUUUCAAAACACACAAAAAUUUCUUCAGUCCCUCCAGUUGGGAUUUACUAUCAGCCAGAAUCCUGAAUUAAGCAGUCAUUCUCUCACAAGCCUUUAUUGCAAGUAUCUCUUACAUCUCCCAAGCUAAAUCUGUUCAGUGCAACGAUGGAAAAUACUUCUAUUGACUCAAACCUUAGACCUAGCAAAAGUUUUGCAGUAUCAAAAUCAUUUCCAAAUAUCAAAAAGACUAAAAAUACCCAAAAGCAGACCUUUCGAAGCCGCCCUGCAAGGAAAAAAGGUGUAUGAGAAUGCUUGCAGAUACAAACACAAAUAGACGAUUUAAGAGACCAGCCAAAUGAGCCUUCAUAUACUCUCCCUUAUCAUGAGCGAAUUUUAAGUAUAUUACGAGAUAUGAGAAAAAAUAGUUAA